Molecule: messenger RNA, 2185 nt
Organism: Aspergillus aculeatinus CBS 121060
Lineage: Eukaryota; Fungi; Ascomycota; Eurotiomycetes; Eurotiales; Aspergillaceae
Product: Zn(II)2Cys6 transcription factor domain-containing protein
Exons: 2
Coding region: 160-2076 (638 amino acids)
Biological process (GO): regulation of DNA-templated transcription
Molecular function (GO): DNA-binding transcription factor activity, RNA polymerase II-specific; zinc ion binding
Source: RefSeq, a predicted model, not a curated record
CCCUUCCCCGCCUUGUCUUUUUUCUUCUGUGACUACCGCUAUAGUCGCGAUCCUAGGAUCUCUUCCCCUCCCCUUCUCCCCUCUUCCCCCUCCCCUUCCUUCUCUCUCUUCCCUCCUCACCACCUUUCCCUCUCCUUCCCGCCUCUUCUUAUCAUCACUAUGGAGUCUCGACCUGCGACGGCUGAGCCGUCCAGUAAGCGGCCGCGAUCGCCGUCCGGCGACUUUCCUCCUAUCGCAUCCAAAGUCCCCAAGCCCUCCAAUCACCUGCAGAUCAACUACCUGGCCCGUCAGUAUCCGGACAAUCUGCCUCUGGUUUCCGUCGAGGAUACCAUGCCCUCGAUCAUUCACUUGAUUGGAGAGUAUGACGGCGUUUUGCACCGACACGAGAGUAUCGCCGGCAACUUGGGCGCUUGCCCAUUAGGCCCCAUUCUGAUCAAGCGCUUCGAGCGCCUUUUCGAUGGACCGCCCCGCGUGCUCAAGUCCCACGGCAAGGAUUCCCCCAACGUCACCUGGCUAGACGUGGUGGAAUUUGCCAAAAACAAACCGGAACAGUUCAACCUGGAGAAGUCUCGCAAUGGCGUGCGCGUGUGUCAAUUCUACACCAAACAGUGUCGCGUGGAGAUCAGCGAGGAGGAUUUCGUCCUGAUUGCAUCAGGCAUGCCGCAGAAGAUGAUUCCGCCUCAGCCGAUCAUUGAAGACGAAGAGAAGGAACUGGGCGCGCUCGAGAUACUGGAGAAGAAUCUCCAGCAGAUCAUCCAGGUGGCCGACCAAGUAUCCGCGCGAGCCCGACAACUCAACCAUCGCCUGAAGAACCGGAGGACGGCGAUCGUGACCCGUCGAGAAAACGACAUGUCCCUUAAUUCGCAACGACAUCAGCAACAUCGCUCGAUGAGUCCUGCGUGGCGCGAUGCGAACGGACAUGGACUUCCACUCCUCAAUGGCAGCGCUCCGGUGAGCGCUCACUCUCCAUCCACUGGUUUUGUGGCGGUCAAUGCCGGCCGGCCCGGCGCUGGCGAAGCUGCUGUGGAGGAGAACUCGCUCUCGUCGCAAUUCAUGUUUUCGCACUCGAACACGGACAACGUCACGAUUAUCAACGGCACCUCUAUCAAAGGCGCGUCGCCGACCACGCGCGCCGAGCUAAUGAAGAAGUUCUUCACUACGCAAGACCGGCAGUCCCGGUCCUAUGAGGAAGGACCCGACUCGUCGGCUCGGCAGUCAUCGCGACCGCGCCCGCGAGCGUCGGAUGCGUCGGAGUACAACAUGUAUACUCCGGCCCCGACCACCGUCGCCAUCCCGAGUACGCCGUCGUCGUUGCUACCGCCGCCCAAGUCCCACCACCAUGAUAAGGAUGACGGGGGCCCGCACAAAAUGGAGAUGGUGGCCCGCAUGGAGGAGCUGCAGCGUGGGGAACGGAUUAUGCCCCCUUGUGAUCGGUGUCGCCGUCUUCACAUGGACUGUUUAAAGAAUCUGACGGCCUGUAUGGGAUGUACGAAGAAGCACGCCAAGUGUUCUUGGAAGGAUGUGAAGGAAGAUGAGCUGCGGGAGACGCAGGUGGACCGCAGCUCCCGGGAGCGGAUGGAGGAAGGGCCAGCCCAGGAGGUCGCGGCAACCGCCAUGGGACCCUCUGCGGUGCAAGCACCUCCGUCCGCGGCGCAGACUCCGGUCUCCGAGCCGACGAUGAUGGACGUGGAUCGACCGCUCGCUCAUGAUCAUGUCGACUUCAGUACGCGACGAGAGUCGGCCCCAACCGCGACGGCUGGUCCGGCCGUGGGAACGCCUUUCAAGAGAGACCUCUCCCCUCGUCGCGCGAUGAGCGAAAUCCAGGGGAGCAACGUCAUGACGCACGACCGACGCAUUAGCAUGCAUCGGCAUGCUGACUCGGCGCAGGAUGACGACGCCCCAGAUGCCAAUUCGCGCCUCAUGCAGGCGAUCUUGGAUACGGUGGACCACCACGCGCGGGUGGCGGCUGCCGCCAAGGAGGGGCAUGAAGUCAGUAACGAACGGGAGCGAGAACGGGAACGCGAGCGGGAGCGGGAGCGCGAGCGCGAGCAGGAACGGAAGUUGGUGCGAGCAUAGUGUAUAUCUUCGUUGGCGGGAUGAGCCGGCGCGACUUGGAGUUUUGUAUCUAUGUUUACCUUGAUUCUGUUUUUGUUUCUGUGUGUACUGUUGAGCGAGUCUGGCAGAU